This is a messenger RNA of Leptopilina heterotoma, 4396 nucleotides long. RefSeq lists its product as uncharacterized. NCBI's taxonomy places the organism in Eukaryota, Metazoa, Arthropoda, Insecta, Hymenoptera, Figitidae. Bases 341 to 3988 code for a protein of 1215 amino acids. The record is from RefSeq and is a predicted model, not a curated record. Gene Ontology annotation, cellular component: nucleus. The transcript is spliced from 6 exons.
GUUGUUGAAGAAAAUCAAGAUGGCAUCCGAAACUAUGGCGAGAAUGCUAUGUCAAAUGAAUGUGCGAUGUAAAUAGUGAAAAUUAAAGUGCUUGUGAGUUUAUUUGGGACGACAUUUGUAAGUAUUGUGACGUAACGUUGCAGAAACAGUGGAAAAACGGUAAAAUUUUAAGCAACGUUUGGCGAAGACGCCCGACGUGACGCCCACGGGUUAUUCACCAAGGCGUCAUCGUCAGCGAACUUGGCGAAAAGAAAAACUCCUGGUGAUGCAGAGAAAGUCAAUAACGAAUUUCACAUUGUCAACUCCAAUUUACAUAUUCUUCCUCUAAAAAAAUCACGGCAUGUCGCAUCACAGCCACACCAAAGACACAAACAAUGCUACCAGUCUUCCUCGAGAGCCUGAGGAAGAAAGUAAACAUCCAGAAACUGUGUCAACCAGUGUUUAUCCAACACAGGAACAUUCUACAUUUCAUCAUGUACGACAGGAACACGAGAAUUCAGGAACAGUCUGUCAGGAGGAAAAUGUUCAAGUUUUCACUGCCCAUACUGACAUUGCCAAUAGCAGUGAUAUUGUCUGUGAAAAUAGAAAACAAGCGUUUCCGGUGAGAAUAGAGGAAUGCGGGAAUAUAUCUAGUAAAAAUUCACAACUCGCCGAAAGUCCACAAAGCAGUGGUGCUGUUUUAAAUAGUCCACCGAGUCCUGAUUUUCCACCACGUGUUACAAAUGAUCACGGCCUGAUUCCAAUGAGUUCACCAACAAAAAUAACAAUGGACACUGCAAAAUUAACCGUACCCGAUGUAAAAGUCAGUGAAAUUGAAACAUCACCAUCAUCACCAUUAAAAAUACCUAAAGUAGAAAAUACCGAAAUGGAAAUUGAUGUAAAAACCAACAUUAACGAGACUAUUAAAAAUGAGACAGUCGAAAAAGUAGAAGUAAAAAUUGAAUCUAACGAAUGUAAAUUAACGAAUGAUGUUACAUUGAAUAAAACUUCAACGUCAACGACGUCAACAACAACAACAACAGGAACAACGGGAUCGAAACAUAAGCAUGAGUCUUCCGGUGAUCAGAGCAGUCAAAGUAAAUCACAUUCAUCGUCUUCCUCGAAAGACAAACGAAAAGAGCACAAUAGACAUCAUUGCACGCGUUGCUAUAGACGCAGUAAAAUAAAACGAGCAAAUGUUGGAAUUCAAUGUAAACGUGAUAGAAAUUCUUCAUUUUCUCAACAUCAAAAAAUACUUUCUCCAAAUCCCCAGAAGGGUAAUCAUGAUAAUUUAAGGCUUAAUUUACAAACGAAAAUGUGUAAAACACUUGAGAAGCAGACAACUAAACAUGAAUCACUUCAAGGCUUAAAGUACAAGGAUUUUAUUCAUAUAGAAACUUAUCCCAAUGGUGGUGCUACUGUUGUUCACAUGUAUCAGGAUGAAAUUGACAUUUUAAGUAGUGAAGAAAUUGAGGAACUUGCACAGGAAUAUUUCAAGGUUGUUUUUGGAGAAGAUGAGAACGGUAAUGCACAUCAUGUUAUGGGAAUAGUUCAUAAUGCUGCUGCUUACUUACCGGAUCUUCUUGAUCAUAUGGCACUGCAUUAUCCCACAUUAACCGUAAAGAAUGGUGUUUUAGGAAGAAAUAGUGAUAUUGAAACUACCACAAUGCUACAGUAUAAGGAUCAAAUUUGCAAAUCUUACAGUAACGGCACUAUCAGAUAUGGACCAUUGCAUCAAAUUAGUCUCGUCGGAACUGUUCACGAAGAAGUUGGAGGCUAUUUUCCCGACGUCUUGAAGAAAAUGGAGGAGAACGUCUUCUUAAGAUUGACAAUGCCGUGGGGUCCAUUAUCAGCAGUGACAAUGGAGAGUCCACAGGAAUCAAAUGACGGACCGAUUCUUUGGAUAAGACCCGGUGAACAAUUGGUCCCAACUGCUGACAUAAACAAAAGUCCCUGUAAACGACGAAGAGCAGGAAUCAAUGAACUUCGUAAUCUCCAAUAUUUGCCGCGAUUAAGUGAAGCUCGUGAGUAUAUGUUUGAAGAUCGAACUCGUGCACACGCCGAUCAUGUUGGCCACGGUUUAGAUAGAAUGACAACAGCCGCCGUUGGUGUUUUAAAAGCCGUUCACAGUGGUUAUCCAGCCGAAUAUAAUCGAAUAACAAAGGACGUUGUUGCAUUUUACGCCGGUGAUUUUCAGGAACUUGUCGAAAAAUUACAACUCGAUUUACAUGAACCACCAAUAUCGCAAUGCGUUCAAUGGAUCGAGGACGCGAAAUUAAAUCAAUUACGAAGACAAGGUAUUCGCUAUGCGAGAAUUAAUCUCUAUGACAAUGAUAUUUAUUUCUUGCCACGUAAUAUUAUUCAUCAAUUUCGCACUGUUUCGGCGGUGUCGAGUAUCGCUUGGCACGUGCGAUUAAAACAGUAUUAUCCCGAUGCAUCGUCGGGUAUUAAACACACGCGACCACUCAAUGAGACGGCGCACAUUCAUUACAAGGAGAAGAAACUUCAUGAAAUUGAAGUCACCGAGGAACAAAAGGAAAAUGCUGAUCGCCAACGAUUGGCAGCUGAUCGUCGCGUCAGCAAUGAUUCACUAGAGGAGAAGAAGGCAAAGGAACGUGCCGCUGAAUAUCAGGGGAAUUUGAAGAAAUCCGAUCAUCAGCAUGGCAAACGUAAGGAUCGCGAUCGUGCCCGUCAUUCUUGCUCGUCGAAGGAUCUUAACGAAUUAACCCUUGAGUCGGAGAAACAUUCUCUAGAACAAAAGAGCAGUUCCGAGAAAAACGAUAGCAGAAGAGAUCGAAAACAGGACGAUAGACAUCGAAAGAGCAAAUCAUCAAGUAGUCAUCAUCGAUCCGACGAUAGAAAGAAGCACGACGAUUCCCGUAAAUCAGAACAUCGUCAUUCGAAAUCCUCGAGUCAGACACCGAAAAAGAUUAUUACCGAACCUUCCUUCGAUUCGACUCUAUCGAAAAGUGAACCAAAAGCGGAAAAUAUCCAAAGGAUGAACAGUUUAGAACUGCCUCCGGUUCCUCAACAGAUCGAAAUUACGAUCGAUGGCGAAAUGAUAACAGCAAGACAAGCGGCGGGCAAAACUUACGCCAGCGAAGUUGUGGACAAAGCCCUUGAGAUCGCAAUCUACAAAUCAAAAACCGACGUCGAUGAAGUCUGUCAAUCACUGCGAAGCGGUGUCGCCAUCGCCUCUAAAGAAAUGCUCGAGCGAAUUCGCAAAGAAAAUUUCGAAAUAGCCGAACGUUUAUUCGGCGAGGACAAAGUAAAGGUCGAGAAAUCGUAUCGAUUACUAGAGAUCGAGACAGUGUCGGCCUUCACCGGGAAAAUGGAGUGCGCCACCGAGAAUGCAGUGAAAGCCCUCAUUGAAAUGGCCGAGGAGGAAAUGAAGGAAGCCGGUAAAACAAAAACCGACGAAACACAAGGCGAAGAAUUAGAAAAAAAGAAUUUCACCAGUACAUCCCUCUCCUCUUCUCUCUGCAAUUCCUCCGCUUCAAUUUCCUCCUCGUCAAACGAAAGCGAAAGACGUGUGUCAACCGAAGAAAAAUCAUCAUCCUCCUCAUCAAGACACUCAACCACCGGUGAAAAUACCCAACGAAAACACAAGAAAGAAAAGGACGAUCGCGAUCGUAAGCAUAAGGAGAAAAGGGAUCAUGAGAGAAGACGCGAUAAGGAUCGAGAGAGGAGUAAACAUCGUCGACACGAGAAAUCGUCAUCAUCAACAACAGAUAAAGCGGAAACGAAAGAUAAAGAUGAAUCGAGAUCAAAGCACGACGAGAAACGAUCCGAGAAGCAUAAGGACUCGGGACACAGUCAAUCGAAGGAUAAAAGUUCGAGGAAACAUGAUUCGUCAAGAUCGUCGCACAGUAAUUCGGGACACAAGAGGAAAAGUAGUUCGAGUUCGAGUCAAUCGGAUCAACCGGAGAUAAAGAGGCUUUGUACAGAGGAGAAAAUUCCUGAGAAUGAAAAUUCCAAGCCGGCGGAACAGAUCGCGAGCAGCACGUGAAUCGACGUGAGCAGUUUGGGAAAUUUAGCAGAAUUCUCGCUAAUCGGUCGAUUGAAUUUUGAGGAAAUACAUAAUCAUUGCAGCUAAUAUCUAAGAAGGUGCGCAGGAAAAUUUCCUAGAGACUAGGGAAAAUUUUUCAUUUCACAGAAAUUUAAUUUAAUUUUUAAUUGAAAUUAUUAUUUUAUUUAAUUUUUUAAUAGAAACAUUUUAUUUGACAUUUUUUUGUCCAUAACAUUUUAUUUACAUUGUCAUUAGUUUAGAAUUUUCAUUUGGCAUUUUAAAUUAUUUUCAUACAGUUUCAAAGUUUGGAUAUUUUCGAGUUAAAAAGUAGGAAUAUUUUCUUAUUUUCCAAUAAUAAUUCAAUUAUUAUAAGUAAUUAUAAAUUAUAAACCAAUAUAAAGUAUAAAU